Messenger RNA from Limulus polyphemus (Atlantic horseshoe crab), 1693 nucleotides. RefSeq names its product homeobox protein OTX2-like. Bases 61 to 858 code for a protein of 265 amino acids. NCBI's taxonomy places the organism in Eukaryota, Metazoa, Arthropoda, Merostomata, Xiphosura, Limulidae. The record is from RefSeq and is a predicted model, not a curated record. Gene Ontology annotation, molecular function: DNA-binding transcription factor activity, RNA polymerase II-specific; RNA polymerase II cis-regulatory region sequence-specific DNA binding. The transcript has 3 exons. Gene Ontology annotation, biological process: regulation of transcription by RNA polymerase II. Gene Ontology annotation, cellular component: nucleus.
AUUUCUAACAAUACCCAUUGUAGUUCAUGGACCAAACUUCCAGACCGUCGCCAUUAUGAAAUGGAUGGAAUGGGUUCCUACUUUAUCUCUCCACUCUCAUCCUCUCCAGCGGCUUCUGCAGCCAAUUCUCGGAAGCAGCGAAGGGAAAGGACGACAUUUACAAGAGCUCAGUUGGACAUUCUGGAAUCAUUAUUCACUAAAACCCGUUAUCCCGAUAUUUUCAUGCGGGAGGAGGUCGCGAUGAAGAUUAAUCUACCGGAGUCCAGAGUCCAGGUGUGGUUUAAAAACCGUCGUGCCAAAUGUCGUCAGCAGCAACAGCACCAGAACGAUGGGUCAUCGACGAAGAGCUCGCGCUCCAAGAAAACCAAACUUUCCCAUCCAGCCACAACAUCUCCAGAUACGAACUCCCGAAACUCUGUGUACAAACCAGCUCCCUUAACUCCUGCUCCGGCUCCCUCUCCGUCUCCUGUGACAUCAAACGGCACAGGCUCGAUGUGGAGUCCAGCCAUGACCCCGAUGUCGGAUCUGAUGUACGGUAGCAGCUGCAUGCAGAGAUCGUCCUACCAAAUGACCAACAACUGCUAUUCUCAGGGUUACGGAUCGUCGUCCUACUAUGGAAACAUGAGUAUGGAUUAUCUACCGCCACCAAUACCGCAUGCGCAGUUGAGCGUCUCUACGGUGAAUUCCUUGAGCCAGAUGAACAUACCCGUGAUGACGUCACAUAUGAACUCCGUAGGUUUACCGUCUGCACAGCCUUUAACCCCGCGAACUCCCCCUAUAAACGGAAAUAUUUCAGCAACCGAAUGUUUAGAUUAUGGCUUUGAGAAGCCGCCUACGUGGAAGUUUCAGGUAUUGUGAUAGGGGUGUUUACUGUGACGACAUCUUAGUCAGAAUUAUUUGUAUCGGUACAAACUAACUUUUGGAUACGUUUCCAACAUCUCACAAAGAAGGAGUUGGAUUUACUUGGAUUUCUUCCUUGUAACCACUCAGUCGAAACUAUUUUCACGAAUAAAGGAUAAUUUGAUUUUCUUUUUUUCAUAAGUGUUAACCAGAUGGAAAAUUUUGAAGUUAGGAUUUGAACCACAAAUUUCGUAACCGAAUCUUAAUAUCGUUUAGUUUAAUUUGUUUUACGUGAUACAUAGCUUCAAAGACAGUGACAAACUGUGAUAUUAUUCAUGAUAUACUAAUGAUACAUAGGAAACUAUAUGACUGAGUGUGAUGAGCGGUAUCUGCGAUCAAGAAUUCAGUCUAGAAACUAACAACGUUGAUAACAAAAUAAAAUUCCUGUCAUAAUGGAAUUGAGUUAAUUUUGUUUCCUAGAAGUGAAUCUCAGAUUUACAGAUAAGUCACGUUAAACAAGUUCCUUCUCUGGUAAGGCUAUAACAUUCACUAUUCUACUCGCCCUUCUGAUUCGAUAGAGCAAUCUUCUAGAAUACAGAAUAAUUACGACAUAUUUAAUAAUGCUGUCUUGUAAACCGUGAUAAGAUCUAAAAAAUAAACUAAAAAUCAAUAAAGCCGGAUGUCAGAGAUUUAUAACUUCCCUUCGAUACAAACAUGUUGUUGCGUAGAUCUUCACUUGAUUACUCUUUGUUUUUACUUUACAUUCGAACAAUCGCACGUGGAGUGACUAUGGUUACACUCUUUAAAAAGUUUACUGUUUACUGGCAGCCCAUUGUACAUUGUAUUCUUUCUG